GUAAAUGUAAAAUUUACGCACGCCAGGGAUUUGUUUAUUUUUUGCAAAUUAUUAAAAUUUCAUCGAUUUGCAGAAACACGUCAUAAGCUAUAGAUUCCAUAUCAAUAUCCCAUGAGGAUGGCCUCCAGUGAGCAGCCAAACUAUCCUGAGAGCAGCUACCCUCAGUCUCGGUCUUCUUCCAGUGUUUUCUAUGAAAAUGAGGUAAAGAAAGACAGUGAGAUUAUGCUGAGGGAUGCUGAAGUACAACAAUUACUGCAACAGAACCGGGACGCACAGCAUUCCCAGCAACAGCAACAUCAUCAGCAACAGUUACAGCAGCAUCAGCAACAACAGCUGCUGCUGCAACAGCCUGUGAAGUCAGAACCCAUGCCCUAUGGUGAAGAAAAAAUGACACCAGUCAGCUCUACAUCUGAAAGCAGUCCAAACCGAACUGGUUCCACAAGUUCUUCAACAAAUGACGACAGGAACCGACUAAGUCAGUCAGAUAGGGCACAUAUGUGUAUGACUUGUUUUAAAGGGUUUAGAAAUAAACCACAGUUGACUCAGCAUGAGCUUGUACACAACAAUGUGAGGAAACAUGUGUGUUCAUACUGUGAGAAAUCUUUUAAGCAGAUUUGCCAUUUAAAUCAGCAUAUUAGGGUACAUACAGGUGAGCGGCCCUAUAAGUGUGAUGUAGAGGGAUGUGGACGAUCUUUUGCUCAGCUGUCAAACCUAAAUCAUCAUAAAAAGAACCAUGAAGAAACAGUGCGGCGCGAUGUUUCACGGCAGUUUAGGUGUGAUGUCUGCGAGAGAAGUUAUGCAACAAAGAACAGUCUUAAUACACACAUUCAAAAGCUUCAUUCAAAUCUGAAACGAGAUGACCCCAGUUUCAGACAGUCGUCUGUCUCUACACCGUCGAGAAAAAGAAAACAGAAACAAGAAGACAACAGUUCUGAGCAAGUUGACAAUGAGCCGUGUACUUUCCUGAUGGAAUGUGAUUCAGAAGACGAUGGCCUUCCUACACAGGUCAAGGUCAAAUCGAGGUUUGGACCCAAACCAAACCUAACAGUGAGAAUUGGUACCCCACCAGGAAGUGGAGAAAAGGACAAAAAUAGACAAACGCCGAGAACCACUUUACCACUUCCUUUCACAUCAAACCAAAGUCAGUCAUCACCAAUGUCAUUAUGCUACCAGCAAAGUCAAGUGAAAACAAAAGCAUGACAGGCAGGGAACCAGACUCAAACAUUGAUCACCAAAUCAUCAUAAAGCAUUUUAACAUCAGUGUUUGUAGAUUAGAGCAUGAAUAUAUGUUAUGUAGACUGUAUAAAACAAUAAUUUCGUAUAAAUACUGACAUCAUAUCCAGCUGGUUGGUUUGCAUAGACGUAGAUUUAGAAACAUACUUACUUUGGGAUUGGUGUUAGCAAAUGUUUCAAGUUGUAUUUGUCUGUAACACUUACUAAUGUUUCUAGUACUGCUUUGAAUUGUUUGAUGCUUUGCCCUUGUGUUCUAUAUCAAAAGCAAUAUGUGUUUGUCACAUUUUAUAGAUAUAUGUGAAUAUUACUGAAAAAUUCAAGUUCCAGGUUUUUAGUGAAAGGAGCUAUUUCUAUUUAUAGUGUAAAUAUUUGUUUUCCUAACUCAGUUUUUUGUGUCUCUUGCAUUAUUUAGUUACUCAUAAGUAAUUUUAAUCUUGAUAUGAAAAUAAUCUGUAUUUAUUAGUAACAUUAUGAAAACAAGUAGUUGCAUAUAUGUCUGAUUGUUCUAAAAUAAGGAGUACCCAGAUUUUUUUAUAGUUAAAACAAAGUGCAAUAGGUAAAUUAUGAUUAAAGAAAUGUCACCAAAUACCAAAGAAAUAUCACAUGCAGUAGCUCAGAAUAAUUUUUUCGCUAAAUUCUUAUUACAUUAGACUGAUUGAUUAGACACAAGGCUUGAGACAAAGAUGUGUUUAAACUGAUGUAAAUCUGUACAUGAUAAUACUUUAUAGUUUUUUUUUUGGCAACUGACUCCAGCUUGAUACUUCAAAGUUUUGUCAUACAUAUUUAAACUUCUUAUGUCCAGAACAAAAAUUUAAAAGCCCUUUUUGAUUAAAAAUGUUCAUUGUUUUCUUAAAUCUAUUUCAGUACUUACUAAAUAAGGAAUACUUUAUGUUGUUUUGUAUUAAUGAUUUUAGUAUUGAAGAAUCUUCAUAGCGUCUUUGUAAGGUCCUCUCUCAAAUUUGUUUGAAUGGAGGAACUUGACUGGAGUAUGUUUUUUUAUGCCCCCACUUUGGUUGUGGUGGUGGGGGGGGGGCAUAUAGAAUUGCCCUUGUCUGUCCAUCCUUCCUUCCGAGAAUGUUGUGUCGCGCCUAGCUCCAAAAGUAUUUGACGUAGAGUCACAAAACUUUACAGAAAUGUUGGUCAGCAUGUGUAGUUGUGCACCUGGGGUUUCGCGUUCCGGAUUCAUUCAGUCGUGUAGGAGUUAUGGCCCCUGACUUUGUAAAAAUUGGUCAUUUUAGUGUUGUGUCGCGCCUAGCUCCAAAAGUAUUUGACUUAGACUCACAAAACUUUACAGGAAUGUUGGUCAGCAUGUGUAGUUGUGCACCUGGGGUUUUGCAUCCGGAUUCAUUCAGUCGUGUAGGAGUUAUGGCCCCUGACUUAGUAAAAAAUUGGUCAUUUUAAUGUUGUGUCGCACAUAGCUUCAAAAGUAUUUGACCUAGAGUCACCAAAGUUUACAGGAAUGUUGGUCAGCAUGUGCAGUUGUGCACCUGGGGUUUCGCGUCCGGAUUCAUUCUGUCGUGUAGGAGUUAUGGCCCCUGACUUAGUUAAAAUUUGGUCAUUUUAAUGUUGUGUCGCACGUAGCUCCAAAAGUAUUUGACCUAGAGUCACCAUGGACAGGUGUCUAAAAAUCUCAGGAAAGCAUAUAUGUUUAUAUGUACAUUAUAUAUGGUUUUUUUUUUGCAUUUUUUAUUAAAUAGCAACAUUUUGUUUUCCCAAAGUUGAUCUGUGUCCUUUGUCAUGUAGUGGGGGCAUAUGUGUCUCAUGGACACAUUUCUAGUUUAUACUACACAUGAUUGUUUCCUCUCAUGAUUCAGUGUGUCAUACAUAUAUUAAAAGUCAAAUAGUCAAGCUCGUGUAUGUGACUUUGUUCCAGCAAAAUGUCUAGAAAGCAGUCAUCGUAAGAAUAACCAAAUUUUAUUAAAGUCAGUUAAUAUAUAGCCUUUGGAAGCACUGAACACAGCCAAGCAAAAUAAAAGUACUUCGUCUGUGCAUGAGAGGUUUUGAAAAGUGCAACAGCCCUAAUGCCCCCAAAUCCAGCUUAAGAAUAACUCUUUUAAAAAAAUACAUUGACCAGAUAUAGUAACAGUACUGAGUGCAAGUGUGAUAAUUUAUGGCUGAAUAAGUCAUUAUGCCCCCUUCGAAGAAGGAGGAGUAUAUUGUUUUGCAGAUGUCGGUCGGUCUGUCUGUUGGUCAGUCUGUCGGUAUGUAGACCAGUUGGAACAGUGAAAUGAUUUCCGGAUGUUAACAUGACUCCUAUUGAUUUUGAGGUCAGUAGGUCAAAGGUCAAGGUCAAAAUGACUAGGAACAGUUAAACAGUUUCCGAACAAUAACUUGAGAAUGCUUGGGCCUAGGAUCACGAAACUUGAUAGGGAGGACCAGCAGAUGACCCCUAUUGAUUUUGAGGUCAGUAAGUCAAAGGUCAAGGUCAGAGUGACCCAGAACAGUUAAAUGGUGUCCGGAUGAUAACUCAAGAACGCUUGUGCCUAGGAUCAUGAAACUUGAUAGGGAGGUUGGUCAUGACCAGCAGAUGACCCCUAUUGAUUUUGAGGUCAGUAGGUCAAAGGUCGAGGUCACAUUGACCAGAAUAGUAGAACUUUUGUGUACAUUGACCAAGUAAUUUCUUUUCCUUGUGCAAUUACUGAAUGCAUUAAAGGGGUCAUUUCAUGUUCUGUGAGCUCUUGUUAAUUUUGAAGACUGUUGUUGUGAAACAAAUAUUUUGAUAAAUGAAUUUAUCAGAAUUCUGAAGCUUACGUGGUGUCAGACUAAUGCACAGUGACAAUGAUCAUAUAGCGAUAAAAAAAAGGCUGGAUAAAAUUUUAAUGAUAAGUGAUCUGUUUUACAUAGUAAAUCAUGCUUUUUAUCCAGUGUAAACAGUAAUUUGUUUUCAGUGUUUAAGUUGUUUAAAUCUCGGAUACUGUUAGAUUUUACUGAAUAGAUAUAAAAUAUAUUUUCAUGUUUUCUUGUUCAAGCAAGAUAAACAGAAUAGUCCAGGAUUGAUUAGAGAUCUUUCAACUUGCCUUGAAACUAUUUUUUAUCACCAUUCCUGUCAAUCAUGUUAUCAUCACCAUAAUCAUCAGACACCGACAUUUCUUGAACGUAUUUACAUAUCUUUGUGUUAUAAUUGUACAGAUAUACCAUAAUUCUUAGAUUUUGUAUGACCCAAGCACAGAAUAUUUGCAUGUUCUUUCUAUGCUCCCCAGUGUUGAAGACUUGUGAGGCAUGUAGUGUUUUAACCAUCUGUCUGUCCAUCAUUCCGUCCAUCACACUUUUUUGUGCACUCAACUUCUCUUAUAAUUUCCACCAGUUCCAAAUGAAAUUUUGUAUACAUCAUCAACAUGAAGUUGGCAUGCACAUUUUAUGGACUUCCAUGUUUGAAUAUGUUUGUUUGAACUAUGCUGCUGUUUAUUUUUCAUGGUGAGCUAUUGUUAUCACCAUUCCUCGUCUCUGGUUGGCAUUAACAAUUUUACUAUUAACACUUUAGAGGUCUUAGUUUUGGCGCAAACGUAAUGACUAAUUCUAACUUUUUUGGCCAGUAAUAGAUUUGUAUCACUUUCGUUUUUUACCUGUUAAGAAAUAAUAAUUAACCUUUAGCCUGCUGGUGGCAAGUGAUUCUGCCUUUGCAGCCAGUGGUCUACACUGUUCACUAUUCAGUCAGAAUAUUUUCAGUGAACACCCCUUUGAAUGAUAAAUGGUAAUGCCCAAACUGAAUUAUAGACCAGUCUAUUUUAGAAAUUUUGCAGGGUAAAGGAUAAAGAGACUGUCAGGUUUUUGUGUACAGGUAAAUAUAGCUAUCUGAAGUAAACAAAAUAAGACAAAUGAAGUUUAAUCAUUAAACGAAGUUUAAUCAUUAAACUUCAGUCAAGAACAAAUUAAUUCCCUUAUGUCUAGAAAACACUUUGAGGAUAGGACAGGCAUCUGGUUUCCAGACAGUUUUCUAACAACUGCUUGGCGUUUUGUUAAUGGGUGUUAGACACUCUCUUAUAGUUUUACUCUGUCAAGCAUUUUUAAGGGAAAUAUGCCAUACAAUGUUAACAUCAUUCUUACUUUCUUUAUUUUACACAAAGUCAAAUGUCAUUCUUGCUUACCAGAGGUCUACCAUUUCGUCUAGUGAUUUUGACGAAACUUCGAUUGAUGAGAAUGAUCAAACAUGUAUAUGUGAGCUGUGCCAUGGGAAAACCAACAUAGUGGCUUUGCGACCAGCAUGGAUCCAGACCAGCCUGCGCAUCCGCGCAGUCUGGUCGGGAUCCAUGCUGUUCGCUAACAGUAUCUCUAAUACCAAUAGGCUUUGAAAGCGAACGGCAUGGAUCCUGACCAGACUGCGCGGAUGCGCAGGCUGGUCUGGAUCUAUGCUGGUCGCAAAGCCACUAUGUUGGUUUUCUCAUGGCACGGCUCAUGUGUGUUUUCAACAGCAGUGUAGUCAGAUCUGAUUUUUACUUCAAAUUUAUCCUUACAUAAUAAGAUCUGUAGGUAUUUGCCUAGAUAAGACUUCCUUUCAAAAUUUAAAAUAAUCAAAGAAACAU
Messenger RNA from Mercenaria mercenaria, 5753 nucleotides. RefSeq names its product zinc finger protein squeeze-like. The record is from RefSeq and is a predicted model, not a curated record. The transcript is spliced from 5 exons. Lineage: Eukaryota; Metazoa; Mollusca; Bivalvia; Venerida; Veneridae. Gene Ontology annotation, cellular component: transcription regulator complex; PcG protein complex. Gene Ontology annotation, molecular function: DNA-binding transcription factor activity, RNA polymerase II-specific; RNA polymerase II cis-regulatory region sequence-specific DNA binding. Gene Ontology annotation, biological process: regulation of transcription by RNA polymerase II. The coding region runs from base 112 to 1200 and encodes 362 amino acids.